Aegilops tauschii subsp. strangulata is the source of this 779-nucleotide messenger RNA. Its product is annotated as alpha/beta-gliadin. NCBI's taxonomy places the organism in Eukaryota, Viridiplantae, Streptophyta, Magnoliopsida, Poales, Poaceae. The record is from RefSeq and is a predicted model, not a curated record. Gene Ontology annotation, molecular function: nutrient reservoir activity.
AUCAUCCUUCCUCAUCCAUCAUUCUCAUAAGUAGAGCGCAUCAUUUAAGCCAAGCAAGCAGUGCUCAAUACAAAUCCACCAUGAAGACCUUUCUCAUCCUUGCCCUCCUUGCUAUUGUAGCAACCACCGCCACAAUUGCAGUUAGAGUUCCAGUGCCACAAUUGCAGCCACAAAAUCCAUCUCAGCAACAACCACAAGAGCAAGUUCCAUUGGUACAACAACAGCAAUUUCCAGGGCAGCAACAACCAUUUCCACCACAACAGCCAUAUCCGCAGCCGCAACCAUUUCCAUCACAACAACCAUAUCUGCAGCUGCAACCAUUUCCGCAGCCGCAACUACCAUAUCCGCAGCCGCAACCAUUUCGACCACAACAACCAUAUCCACAACCGCAACCACAGUAUUCGCAACCACAACAACCAAUUUCGCAGCAGCAGCAGCAGCAACAACGACAACAACAACAACAACAACAACAACAACAAAUCCUUCAACAAAUUUUGCAACAACAACUGAUUCCAUGCAGGGAUGUUGUAUUGCAACAACACAACAUAGCGCAUGGAAGCUCACAAGUUUUGCAACAAAGUACUUACCAGCUGGUGCAACAAUUGUGUUGUCAGCAGCUGCGGUAGAUCCCCGAGCAGUUGCGGUGCCAAGCCAUCCACAAUGUUGUUCAUGCUAUUAUUCUGCAUCAACAACAACAACAACAACCGUUGAGCCAGGUCUCCUUCCAACAGCCUCAACAACAAUAUCCAUCAGGCCAGGGCUCCUUCCAGCCAUCUCAG